This is a messenger RNA of Hevea brasiliensis (rubber tree), 2113 nucleotides long. RefSeq lists its product as uncharacterized. The transcript has 2 exons. Bases 214 to 1920 code for a protein of 568 amino acids. The record is from RefSeq and is a predicted model, not a curated record. Gene Ontology annotation, cellular component: Golgi apparatus. NCBI's taxonomy places the organism in Eukaryota, Viridiplantae, Streptophyta, Magnoliopsida, Malpighiales, Euphorbiaceae.
AUUUUUGGCACCCACAGUUUCAGCCUCCACUUAAGCACAUCUCACUAGGGAGCUUAGUUUUUCUUCCUUAGCCCAUAACACAGAAACAAAGUCAAGAGUCAAGAGAUACAGAGAAAGAUAUGAAUCUGCUCACUGGUUUUCCUUGAUCUUCAUGUAUGUUCGUGGGUGGAUUUUAGUUUAAUUUUAGAAUCUUGGCUGAAGAGGGAGGGAAAGAUGUUUGGUCGGGCCACUUUAGCAAGAACAGGAAGUUUUAGGCCAGAAAAUCUUGGCCAAAAUGCAUUGGCCAUGAUUGGGAAUCUUUGCUUUACAAUAUUUGUCCUAGGAGUCCUGAUUUUCACCAUUAUUGCUGCUACAUAUGAGCCUGAGGACCCGCUUUUUCAUCCAUCAACAAAGAUCAACACAUUCCUUACAUCAACCUCAAAUGCCACGUUUAAAUCCGAUAAUACUGUAGUGAAAACCGGGGAGGAUUUCAUGGCCUCAAACCAGACUGCAUUUGCCACUUUUAUCAACAUUACGGAUGUAGAAACCCCCAAGGAUGGUGGUGCUGGUGGUGAUGGUACCGCUGAAAUAACUGCUGAGAAUUGUGCUGGUCCUAUAGACUGUAGGGAUCCAGAAGUGUUUCAUUUGAUGAUGAGAAAGGCAAUAGAGCAGUUUAAGGAUAUACAUUUUUAUAGGUUUGGGAAACCGGUUCCUGCCAAUAAUGAUAGUAGUUGUGACAUGGCCUGGCGAUUUAGGCCUAAGGAAGGGAAGACUGCUGCAUUUUACAAGGAUUACAGGCGGUUUGUGAUAGCUAGGUCAGAGAAUUGUACACUUAGUGUUGUGGGAAUUGGGGAUUACCAUACGGGUGUAAAUGCAAGGAAGAAGAAGAAGAAUCAGAAACCUGGAUUUGAAAAGACUCCUGCCCAGCAACAACAGGCAGUGAUGUUACCUGUUGUUGGGGAAACUGUGAAUGAUUCGCUUCCCGUGGUUGAGUCAGAGAAUUCAUUUAGUCGUGGCAAGUAUUUGAUUUACAAUGGUGGUGGUGAUAGAUGCAAGAGUAUGAAUCACUACUUGUGGAGUUUCUUGUGUGCAUUAGGUGAAGCACAGUAUCUAAAUCGAACUUUGAUUAUGGAUUUGACUAUUUGUUUGAAUUCCGUGUAUAGUUCUUCAAAUCAGGAUGAAGAAGGGAAAGAUUUCAGGUUUUAUUUUGAUUUUGAGCAUUUGAAGGAGGCAGCAUCAGUGUUGGACCAGGCUCAGUUUUGGGAGGACUGGGGUAAAUGGCAUAAAAAGGAUAAGCUGAGUCUUUAUCUUUUGGAGGAUUUUAGGGUCACCCCUAUGAAGCUUGCGGAGGUUAAAGACACCCUAAUCAUGAGGAAGUUUGGAUCAGUUGAACCAGAUAAUUACUGGUACAGAGUGUGUGAAGGAGAAACAGAGUCUGUUGUUCAACGGCCAUGGCAUUUGAUAUGGAAAUCGAGAAGGUUGAUGGAUAUUGUGUCAGCAAUGGCCUCGAGAUUGAAUUGGGAUUAUGAUGCAGUUCACAUUGAGAGAGGGGAUAAAGCAAUGAACAAGGAACUCUGGCCUAAUCUUGCAGCGGAUACUUCUCCUGAUGCACUGCUUUCAACCUUGGCUAACAAGAUUGAAGACGGGAGGAACAUCUACAUUGCAACGAAUGAACCUGACACUUCCUUCUUUGACCCUUUGAAGGACAAGUACACAACUCAUUUUCUUGAUGAGUACAAGGAUCUUUGGGAUGAGAACAGUGAGUGGUACUCGGAGACAACCAAACUUAACAAAGGUGUUCCAGUUGAAUUUGAUGGUUAUAUGAGGGUGUCUGUUGAUACAGAAGUAUUCUUGAGAGGGAAAAAGCAGAUUGAGACAUUCAAUGAUCUUACUAAUGAUUGCAAAGAUGGCAUAAACACCUGCAACACUGCUGCCAGUUAAUUCUAAUAUAGGAGAUUUGGAGCUUUUAUGUUGCUGCAUUGGGAUAGAAGCACGUGUACUUGUAGCCUUUGUUUUCGCUUUGAGGAACUGUUAGCAUUAUUUGUUAGUUUUGAUAGCAGUGUCAUGAAUUUUGUACUUGUAGAACAUUAUCCGCUAUUAUCAUCAGUGUUUCAUUACUUUGGUUUUUGAUUCA